AUGGCAGGACGUGAGACAAACAGAUGUCCUUUCAUGGUGGGCUCGGAGCGUCUGGUGGACCCCGAGGACGACAUCGCUCUCUGGGUUACUGUAGAAUUCCCUGAAGCAAUGAAGUUUACCCACAGCGACGAACAGCUGAUGGAGUUUGUGGUUCAGCAGGUUCAAAACCACAACACCAGUAUUUCUACUUCCGCGCAGCAUUACCGGCGACACUUCUGUCUUUCACUACCAGUUGUUGGAUACCCUAGGGAUGAGGAACAUAUUGAUACAGUCAUGGCUCUGGCUGAGACUCUGGCACUUUGGUGGCUUGGAGAGAUCCACGCGCACAAGGUUCAUAUUGACCGGAAUGUGAUUUUCCCUUAA
Molecule: messenger RNA, 363 nt
Organism: Penicillium coprophilum
Lineage: Eukaryota; Fungi; Ascomycota; Eurotiomycetes; Eurotiales; Aspergillaceae
Exons: 1
Coding region: 1-363 (120 amino acids)
Source: RefSeq, a predicted model, not a curated record